Ceraceosorus guamensis is the source of this 4484-nucleotide messenger RNA. RefSeq lists its product as hypothetical. The record is from RefSeq and is a predicted model, not a curated record. Gene Ontology annotation, biological process: transcription by RNA polymerase II. Gene Ontology annotation, cellular component: nucleus. The transcript has 3 exons. Bases 1 to 4353 code for a protein of 1450 amino acids. Lineage: Eukaryota; Fungi; Basidiomycota; Exobasidiomycetes; Ceraceosorales; Ceraceosoraceae.
AUGCUCGACUCGCAACAUGCAGCGUCCAAGUCAAAGUGCAAGCGCAAGUGGCACUUGGAGCAGCCCAUCGGGCAGUCCGGCCACGGCUACGGCUACGGUGCACAGCAUGUCCGAAGCCAGGCAGAGGCAGAUGACCGAGUUGCAGAGGGAGAGAGUGGAGAGGGGAUCGAGUGGCCUGCUGCUGCUAAUGUCAUCAAGAGCACGCCGCCAGUCAUUGGACGCAAGGCGGACAGCAAGGGGCAGAGACAGAGCGUCGCGAGUCGUGCGCAAUCGGCAAUGUCUGCCGCACAUUCUGUUGGGCAGGAACAGCAGCAGCAGCAGCAGCAGCGGGGUCAAGCGCUUGACCCCGACGUCGUCGUCGAUGGGGACGAACGAUCUGAAGACGCUUUGGCAGCAGAUAUCCAGCCUGGUCCACCUCUUAUUGGAGGUGUACGCGAGAGAAGACCGCUGAGGGCGUCGAGCACGGCGCAUCACACUGCGCCUAAGCAGGGCAUGAGCAGAUUUGCGGCACGAAGGCAGCUGGAUAGGGAGCUGCAUGCGGGUGCGGGUGCGGACGCGAGGAGCCAUGCUGCCAAAAGGCAUUCGAGUGUGGACCUCCAGCACUCCGCCGCACAACAUGUCCAAUCCAUGGCGAGCGCAAGUGCAGCAGCAGCAGCAGCAGCAGCAGCAGCACCUUCUUCUGCUCCUCAGGACACAUCAGAUCAUGAUUGGUUGGAAGAGGAUGGCAGACCAAUGUCCAUGUUUAGAAGAAAUAUCCUCUUGUCAGCCGGGUUGGGCCCACCCCGACGCGCGCAGAAUGUUCAAGGCUCAUCCUCGACUGGUCGUCAGCGCGCGUCGUCGCAUGCUCCAAGUCUUGCAGGCGCAGACGAUGGCGUCGAUUUGCACAACGAGGCAGCCACAUCUCGCAUCUUGAAAGAGGUGGACGAAGAGAAUGAAAAGGUGGUCAAGGGAAUGUCGGAAGAGGACGUCAAGCGCGAACUGGACAGUCUGAGGCAACACUUUGGCCAAGGAGUGCUGGAACUCUUGAGCAAGCGAAAGAGCGGAGCGACGACGAGUCAGGUGCAAAGCGAACCUCGCCAUGACCCACGCAGCGAGCACGCGCGGGAGGAGUCUGCCCUGCAUCCUGACCUCAGCCGCAGCACAAAGAAGAAGGUAGCCUUUGCGCAGGCUGAUCCGGAUGAAGCUCCAAAAGAUGAUGGGACGCUAGAUUCGAUUCGACAGACCUACUUUCCUGAAGAAGAUGCGCAUCGACCCGAGCUGGAAUGGAUGAGGGGCGAUUCACCUUUCAGCAAAGUUGAACCCAGCGCUGAUCAUCAACUGCGCUUCGGCUUCGAUGGGCGCGUCAUUGCGCCGCACGAAGAGAGGAUCGGCGAGGGCUUGCAUCAUCAUGCUGAUGAAUCGGACAGGGCUGGCUACACGGCCGAAGAGCUGCUUCAUCUUGCGCGAAGCACCGUGCCUUCUCAGCGGCUUAUAGCGCUGACCACACUGGGUCGCAUAUUGGAGCUGCACCCGGUCGCAUCGCGAAAUACAGCAGCAGCGAAACAUCUCGAACAUCACCACAUUCGCAACAGGACAGCGCUCAUCUCGACUUGGUUGUUGCGCGACAGACAAAUGGGAGUGAGGAGAAUGGCACUGUUUGCGUUGAGGUGCGCUUUGAGAACGACGAAAAGGGGCGGGGAAGCGAUGCUCUGCGUCCAGCCUCCUCUCGUUUCUGCCUCGUCCUCCAAGAAAAUCGAGAUGUACGAAGAGACGAUCAAACGGGAUAUGACUCGGGGACUUUUGAACCUCGCAGCGCCCACGCUGCUCGUGGAAAUGUAUGGACAGGAUACAGAGUCUGGAAUGGAGAUUGUGGAGGAUGUGCUGGACUGCUUGUGCGCUCUCGCAGAAGCAUCGUUGGAUGCUGCUCGUGCCGUUCUUCAAUCAGCAGGCAUUAUGGAUCUGAUCAAUUCGUCGCAUGCGCUCAGAGCUUCGCCUCCUUCCUUGAAAGUGCUGCAGCUCUUGCAACUGCUCAGCUCAGUCGAUCGACAAGCCGCCGCGGCGCUAGCCAACGCCACCAGCGCGCAUCUACUGCGUCUUGUUGCUCUGCCUUGUUGGACUUCUGCAGGACGCGCGCAAGACUUGCAAGCUCAUUGCGCGUUCGUAUCCACCCUGGUCAUUUUCAGCAUCUACGCUCAAUUCGGAGUAGGUUUGGAACACGUCGUGCACUCGUGGGCCGUUUUCGAACAGCUGACGGCGCAUGUGCAGUACAGGCUCGAAGGUCGCACGAGCAUGGACAAGGAGGAAUCGCGCGCCGCGGGGAAAAUGUUGCGCCUGAUGAAGGCUUGGAUCAUCUGCGCCAGGCAUCCACAUCGUACCAAGCCUCAACACGCUCUUGGCUGGCCGCACAUUGGAGAAUGGGCCGAGCUGGCUUUGAGCGUUGUCUGCAACGUACGAGCGGAGCUCGCGACGCCGGAUGAAGAGGAGCAGGCAUUCGUUUUGCAGGGAUGCGCCGCUGGAUUGCUGGACGUUUGGAUCGACUUGGCCUGCAGCAAUGCGCGCACUGCAGAUGCUGCCAAGCCGCUCGCAGCUCGGCUGAAGGAUGACGCGGAUGCAAUCGCCCGUCUGGCCCAGAGCGCAGAGUCGGCCAUGCUUGCCGCUGCGAGCAGAAUCGCUCGCCUCGACACAUUGCAAAGGCAGACGGUAGAGGAGUUUGUCGAGAUGCUAGAGGCUUGCAAAGAUGUUGUUGCUCUGUUUGAGCGGUGCGAAGCUGUGUCGGCCUUGCAGGGCAUGCACAAAGCGUCACGAGAUCUCAUGCGAGAUGGUCGGCUCUGGACAAGGUUCGAUGAACAAGACGCUUGGAUUGCCGGAUAUCGGGUCGCCCGACAUGUCGCUGCAGAACUUCAAGGACGCAUCCUCGAGAGCUUGCACGGGGCGGAUGAGGAAAAGGUGGACCUUGCGGAAAUUGUCGAGCUGGUGCACUCGUUGGAUAAAGGACAAGAGGAAUUAGCCCAGCAGCUCGUGCACGUCAUCCAACGGAACACUCGCACGACGUCGCUGGCACCCUUUAUGAACGAAUCUUUGCGCGUCAAAUCUUCUGCAGCCGUGAUGCAGGGCAAUGGCACAUUGAGAGGCGCAGCGACGCUGUGGUCGACUUUGCAAGCACGAGGCGAUGAGCAGAUCGUCCAGCCCGGUGCGGAAGAGCAAGCGGAAGCGGACCCGGAAGAUCUGGACCCUUUGACAGGGGCUCUGCUGUACAAGAGCAGCCAGAGCGGUCUACCUUUACGAUCGGAUUGGACCUUGCAAGCUCUGGACGAUCUGCUACACUCCGGCACGUGCGCCGCUCUGAACCGAAAAGACGUCUUGCCCGCUUCUUGGGAUUAUACAGAGGCACAACUGGUCAGGGAUGCGCUGCAUUUGACUAGAAUGGCGCUGCAGGCCACCCUCGAUACGAAGAGGCACGACUGCUCGAUGACGGCCUCUGAACUCUUGCUGGCAAUGUGCAAGGUGUUCCUGCUGGAGAGGGACGAUGCGCCGACUCCGCAGUCCACGGGCGACAUUACUGGCAGAAAUUUGUUCAGGGACAAGGAGAUUUCCGGCGCGCUCGUGCAGCUGUUUGAAAUGCUGCCGCAGCUCGUCGCUUCGCAUGCUGACACAAAUGUCCAAAUGUCGGACGAGGUAGCGCCGUUCGAUGGUACACGUACCAGGAGCAAGACGAUGGAAGAAGCCGCAUGCAAAGAGACGAUCGCUGUGCCCUUUUACCAAAUCUAUACGGAUCUACUAGGUCUGUACGACGGCCUCUCGCUCGGCGACGAAGCGUUUCAACGCAUCAUCUUGGCUGGUCAAUCGAUGCUGUACGCGUCGGACUAUCGACGCUUGCUGUGGAUCGACCAUGCUCACCUCUUGUCCACAUUUACCCUGCAACUGCGAGAUGCGCCCCUAGAGACCCUGCACGGCUUGCAAAGCUACCUCUAUCCUGCUGAGCGGGAUCCGGAUGUCCUGAGGGCAUUUGCCGCAGCUCUGAUGAGGGGAGAUGUCACCAAAACUCGUACGCCGACUUUGCAUCGCAUCGCUACGCACCACGUGGCGCUUGCCGCGUGGGCAGCGGAUGCGCACGGCGAUAAUGCCAAGGCUGCAAUAUCGACUUCUGAUCUGCUCAUCAGGACAAUCUUUGCCCCGGCAAUCUUGGCGGAUCGGGAAGCUCCUGCGUGCAAGCUCGCAAAGGAGUUGCUGCUGCUGCUGCUGCUGCGCGUCGAAAAAGAGGAGGAGGUGGUGGGGACGUCGCUGGACUGGAAGCUGCAAAGGAUCGCAAAUGUCUUGGGAAAGGAGGUGGAGACCGCUUGGCGCGCGAUUUGUGCGGAGGAGGGGAUGAAUUAGAGGGGAUAUUCGAGCUAUUCGAGCUGGCGCACGAUGCGCUAGCUGAGUGUGAUGAGAACCUCUACGAUGUAUCCCGGUACACCACGACGAGCUUGCUCGUCGAAUACAUGUACAAUACAAAGAAGUCACUA